Molecule: messenger RNA, 1380 nt
Organism: Didymodactylos carnosus
Lineage: Eukaryota; Metazoa; Rotifera; Eurotatoria; Philodinida; Philodinidae
Source: the annotation of a GenBank genome assembly
AUGCUACCGAUUGUAACUAAAGAAUAUGAUUCAGCAAUUAAAUAUUAUAAAAUAUUAAUGAUAAAUACUGCUGAUGAGAAUGCUGAUCACUUAUAUCGUUAUCACACAAGUAUUGCUAUUUGUUAUGAAAAGAAAAAUAAUUAUAUUCAGGCAAUAACAUAUUAUGAAAAAAGUUUAUUAUUAACAAUAGAUGAAUUAAAACGCGGUGACAUUUAUUAUGCAUUAGCUAAUAUCUAUUAUCAACAAGACAAAUAUCAUUUAGCUAUUGAGUAUUUUCAACUGUCUUUAACACAACUAUGUGAUAAAUCAGAUCGUACCACUAUUCAUCACAAAAUUGCAUAUUGUUAUUAUUAUGUAAGAGAAUACGAUUUAUCAAUUGAUCAUGGUAAAAAAGCAUUAGUAAUGCAACAAGUCAGUGGUAAUAAUAUUCAUAUCGUGCAUAUAAUAGCUUUGUGUUAUGGAAUGAAAAAUGACUACGAUAAAGCAUUAGAAUAUUACAAAAAAUGUUUAGAAAUAUGCAAAAAAUUUGAUUUAUCAACAUCGCAAAUUUUAGAUUCAACUGCAUGCAUUUACUAUAGAAGAAACGAAUAUGGCGAAGCUAUUGACUGUUGGGUAGAAUUAUUAGAACAACACGAAUAUAAAGCACCAUUUGACUUUUCGUAUCCUCAACUUGGACUUGUUUUCACAGGCGAUGAAAUUGGUCGUAUUAACAGAAAUCUUGGCUGGUGUUAUAAAUCAAAAAUUGAGUACAAUGUUGCAUUGGAAUAUUACAAAAAAUGUUUGAAUUUGUUUACGACACAAUCAGAUAUUGCUGGUGUGUAUCGUUUGAUUGGAUCAGUAUAUGGUGACAUGAACGAAUAUAGUUUAGCAAUUGAAUACUACUUAAAGGCAUUACCAAUACGUGAAACAAAUGAACCGUGGGAUAAACUAAAAAUUGCAAGUGAUUAUAAUAAUAUUGGUUGGUACUAUGGUUUAAAUAAACAAUAUGAUUUAGGUGUUGAAUAUUGUACAAAAUCAACUGAUAUUUAUGAAGAAUUUUCUUUACUAGAAGCAGAUCAAGAAAAGUCUUAUAGUAACACUCUUAAUAGUUUAGGUGUAAUAUACUAUGGUAUUGGUAAUAUUGAAAAAGCAUUCGAUUAUUGUCAAAAAUCGAUGAAAAUAUUAGAAAAAUUAUCUUGUAAUGACUAUAGUGCUAAUGCCUUUAAUUAUGAAAUAUUUGCUAAUGUAUAUUUAAACAAAGGUGAACAAGAAACAGCGAUAGAUUACUAUAAAAAAUCAUUAGAUUUAUUAAAAAUUACACAACCAAAUGAUCAUCGAAGUAGAGAACGAAUAGAAAAGAAAUUAGCCGAAAUGAAUUGUGAACAAAAUUUUGAAAUAUAA